UAAUCAUUAAUUCGUUUGGUACUACAAAUGUGUUUGCACAGCGUACCUGGUGAAAUGAAAAGUAGAGCAAAGCGCAACUGCAAAAUUGCGGUAAAUUCUCUAGACACAUUUCAGUGGGCGACUUUGAGUUGGCAGAGUUGAUGUUUUCGUGUAGUUUUCUCAUUUUUGUUGUGAAAUGUUGGGUCGCCGCCAGAGUUAUGAAAUGGAAACGGACAUGGAGAGCAACAAUAAGAUGUGCAUCGAUUUGACAGCAAAAAAGUCGCACAAUUCGAUCGCCAAAGGAUUGACAUUAACAUAUCAGGAUUAUUGCCAACACACCUCGAUACAUGGAGUGCAAUAUCUGGGUGAAAAAGAGCGACCGAUCAAGGAACGUGUCUUCUGGCUGGUCGUAUUUGUGGUAUCCAUCUAUUGUUGUGCCCGCUUGAUAAACAACGCCUACACCAAAUGGGAUGCAACACCGGUGAUUGUGAGUUUCGCUGAGCGUUCGACGCCCGUUUGGAAUAUUCCCUUCCCCGCCGUCACCAUUUGUUCGGAGACGAAACGUGUGCUGAAGAAGAGCGGCGAUCACAAUUCGUAUGCUAAUUUGUACAAUCAAUUUACGGCCGCCAUGCAUACCACACGCAUCUUUAAGCCACAGAAUAUUACGGCCAAGGAAAUGGAAGAAUUUCGCACAUUGUUGCAUGUCUGCAACACGAAAAUCCUGCAACAGGAUACACCCUUAAUACCGGGCGAAGAAUUCGAUUACUUUGAGGUGCUCGAUCGCAUGUUGCCGCCCUUCGAACGGUAUUUCUUCUACUGCCGAUGGCUGAGUCGCUACAAUGAGUGCGACAAAUACUUUCACAAAACACUCACCGAGGAGGGAAUUUGCUAUACGUUCAAUGGUCUACCUCCCACGGAGAUUUAUCGCGAGAACACCUAUCAGUAUCAUCGCAGUGCUGCCGAGAAUUUCACCCAGUCUUCGUGGAGCCUGGAGACGGGCUACGAUGCCAGCAGCGAUGUGGAAACAUUUCCAGCCCGUGUCCUCAGCGCUGGCGCAAGAUCGGGCAUAUUCAUGGCACUGCAGAGCUUCAAGCAGGAGGUGGACUAUGCGUGUCGUGGCCCCGUGCAGGGAUUCAAGGUCCUGUUGCAUGCCCCCGACGAUGUGCCGCAGGUGUCGAAACAAUUUGUGCGCAUUCCGAUGGGUCGCGAGGUGCUGAUUGCGGUCAAACCGAAUAUGAUAACGACAUCGACGGGCAUUGCCGAAUAUCAUCCGCAGCGACGCCAAUGCUUUCUGAGUCACGAGCGAUUGUUGCGCUUCUUCAAGAUCUACUCCGAGUCCAAUUGCCAGCUGGAGUGUCUGGCGAAUUUCACGCUCAGCAAAUGCGGCUGCGUCAAGUUCUCGAUGCCACGAAGCCUCGAGAUGCCCGUCUGCGGUGAGGAGAAGAUCCAUUGCUAUGAACGUGCCGAACGCGAUCAGUUGGUCCAUGAGUUUCAAAGGGUUCGCCUCCUAAAUGGAGGCGACACUGAGGAGCCGCAAGGUGGGGCACAGUCCGCUUGCAAUUGUCUGCCCGCGUGCACAUCGUUGGUGUACAACACGGAAAUCUCGCAGGCCAACUUUGAUCUGGAGGAGAUGCUGGCCGCCGAGGGCGAUACGGAAUUUAUGCGCGAAUAUCCGGGAUCACAGAUGUCGCGUCUGUCGAUCUACUUCAAGCAGAGUCAGUUUAUCACCUCGAAGCGUUCCGAGUUGUAUGGCAUCACGGACUUUUUGGCCAAUUGCGGCGGCAUCUUUGGCCUCUUUAUGGGUUUCUCCAUACUGAGCUUGGUUGAGCUAUUGUAUCACUUUACAUUGCGUUUCGGUGCCAAUCUGAAACAUUUGUUCAAAGUGAAUUUAUAAUUCAGUCUUCAUUCAUUGGCUGUUCCUUCGCAACUUGAAUGUUGCGCACGGCAAACAGCUUAAAUUUUCCACACUUUUUUAUUUCCAUUCAUUGCUAAUUUUAAGCUUAUUAUUUGUUAAUUUGAAUUGUUAUGGAAAUGUUCAUUUAAAACAUGUUCAAUUUCCUGCUUUCUUUAUGUAUUUUAAGUCUUCGAAAGUUUGUUUUAGUUUUUGUUGUCUUUUUUUACACAAAUAUAUUUAUUCGCAAUUGUUUAUUUAAACUU
Messenger RNA from Drosophila sulfurigaster albostrigata, 2136 nucleotides. Its product is annotated as pickpocket protein 28. Gene Ontology annotation, cellular component: membrane. The coding region runs from base 176 to 1873 and encodes 565 amino acids. Gene Ontology annotation, molecular function: ligand-gated sodium channel activity. Gene Ontology annotation, biological process: sodium ion transmembrane transport. The record is from RefSeq and is a predicted model, not a curated record. The transcript has 2 exons. Lineage: Eukaryota; Metazoa; Arthropoda; Insecta; Diptera; Drosophilidae.